AUGGCCGAAAGUGCUAGCAAUAAUAUUUCCAAACAAUCCAUUAAAUCUAUAGCUGAAAGUUGUGGCAAUGCUCCAAUUGAUGAUGAUUGUAGCCAAGUAAUAGCUGAUGAAGUAAAUGCAAGAUUAAGAGAAGUCAUCCAGGAUGGCUUGAAAUUUAUGCGCCAUAGUAAACGCGAUAAAUUAACUCGUAAUGAUAUCGACUUAGCUCUGAAGUUUAAAAGUAUCGAGCCGGUAUAUGGCUUUACUUCAAGAGAUUUUGUACCUUUUCGUUAUGCCAGUGGUGGUGGAAGAAGUAUCUUUUUUCAAGAGGAUAAAGAGUUCAAUUUAACUGACCUUAUUGCAUCGCAAGAAGCGUCCAAAGUUCCAUUAGAUAAUCAUACUCGGGCGCACUGGUUAAGCAUCGAUGGCACCCAACCACUGAUACCAGAGAAUCCUGAUCCUGACACGUUACAUAAGUUUAAGAGAUUGUCAUCCGAUGACUCUUUGGAUGAUUUUAUUCCCAAGAAAGUCCCUGCGCUAUUUUCUCUAUCCUUUCAAGAUAAUAAGCUAAUUGUAGAAAAGAAAGCUGGUAAAGAAGUAAAGAGUAAAGAAAAGGUAGAAGAUACUAGCAAGGCUUCUUUUUUGAAACCAUUAAGUGGCCACGAACUAUCUCUGGAGCAACAACUCUUCUUUAGGGAAAUCACCGAAGCAUGUGUUAGCAAUAGUGAAGAGAAGAGAAAGAAAGCGCUAGAAUGCUUACAGUAUGAUCCUGGUCUCUAUCAGUUGCUGCCGCGCUUUAGCAGAUUUAUAUCUGAAGGGGUUCGUGCGAACAUUCACGAGACAGAAGAUGCGGUUCUCAUUUACCUGCUACGUAUGAUGGACUCUCUACUUCAAAAUGAAACACUCAAUCUAGAAAAAUAUUUACAUGAAUUAAUACCAACGGCGCUGAGUUGUGUAGUAAAUAAGCAAAUAGCUUCUGAAGAUCCAAAUAAUCGCCUCGUUAUUCAGCACUAUGCUGCUUCUUUAAUAUAUAAGAUUUGCAGCAAUAAAAUCUACAACUCUCCUGUAAAUAAUGUUCAAUCAAGAAUUACUCAAACUAUGGCAAAUGCCUUACAAGAAGAAUCACUGCCGCUACAUACUUAUUAUGGAGCAAUAUAUCUAAUGAUAAAAUUGUGUAGCAAUGAUGUAUGUGCAAAUAAUAAUUUCUUGUUAAAUUAUUCAUCAUGUGAUAAUAUUCUUUUGCAGGCAUUAAAACGCUUCCUUCUACCAUUAUUAAAAGAAAAGAGCGAUCUUAUCGAAUGCGCAUUAAAUGGGCAAAUCAAUAGUGACAAACUGGUCGCAGAAAAGCUGAGAGACUUAUUAGUGCAACAUUUAGCUCUUAUAUUACCGAUCUCCAAUGAUUCGCUGGAUACAGUCCGCGAGAAGUACGGCUACAUUGGAUGUAUUAUAGUUCACAAUGCUCAAUAUUUAAAACAAACUAAUUCAAGAGGGAUGCUUGGGGAAACGCCAUUCAAAUAUUCUAUACCCUCGUCAAUAAAAUUGACAACAACGAAGACCAAUACAGGAACUUCGCCUAGCACUACUACUAAUUCAAUUACUACACUAUCCACUUCUAGUAACACAUUAACGUCUUCUAAACAGGAAGACUUUAAAGCUCUUGAACAACCUGCUGUCACAAAAAGUACAGAUAUAUCUAGCCCUAAUGCGGCUGAUACGGUAACUAUUAGUUCUGGUAUAAAAGAUUCUCGGAAAACUGACAACUCCGAUGGUGGUAACGAUGUAACUGAUUCCUCAAUGUCUGAAAUUUCGGAAAAACAUACUGGCACAAGUAACACCAAGAUACAUGAAUCUCUGACAGAGUCCGCUAUGGAAGAAUCCACUAUGGAAGAGUCCGCUAUCGAAGAGUCCACUAUGGAAGAGUCCGCUAUGGAAAUAGAGUCAAGUAGUAAUGAUGUCGAAAACGCUAAUAACGUAGACAAUUCUUCAAGUAGAAGUAAAUAUUUAUCUGAUGUAAACGAUCACAGUAAUCCCGAUGAUAAAACAGAAUCGCUUCUAAACGUUCUGGCAACAUCGGAACUUGCCAAAGUAGAGCUUAUGGAAGAAUCUAGUAGCGAUUCGGAAGAGUUUGUAGAUAGUACAGAUGUUGCUCUAAAAUCAAAUUUAGAUUCAGAAUCAAAAUGUAAAAGUAGUGGUGAUAUUGAAACUGAAACAAUAACUAAAAAUUCAAAUAGAGCUUCACCUUCCAGGGAUUCUUCUUCUUUAAAAGAAAUAUCAAAUUCGACAGAAGAUAACAAGUUUAGUACUAAGGAUGACGUUAGCGAUAGUGUUAAAGAUGCGACAAAUACGAUCAUCAAAACUAAAUCGGAUGAGAAUAUAUCACAAGUACCUGAAUCUGAAAAUAUUCCCUCACCGGUUACUUAUAAAUCAGAGAAGACUGUUGAAGAUAAAUUACCGUCAUCGUCAUCAUCUUCUGAUGACGACGAUUCGCAAGAGUACUUGCCUAUCUCAACCGACAAUAUGGAAGAAACAGCAGAUGAUACAACUAGUUUGCCGGUAAUGAAAGGAACUCCUUUAUCUUCCGAUCAAUCUGACAUUUCUCCAGCUAUUCCGUCUGUAGAUAACAAGCGAAGUAAUAGUCCGGCAGUAGAUGCACCCAUGGAGGAAAAUUUAUCAACUCCCGCUUCUUCUAAAGGAGGAGAUAGUCGAAAUGUUUCAGAAGAGCAUGACAAUUUGGAUAAAUCAGGUAAUACAUCUACAAAACCUGUUGAUAAACCCUUAUCGCCGAUAGAAAGACUUAAUUCCUGUAAGGAAAAUAUUCCUACAUCGCUAAUCACGGCCGACGACAGAACCACCUUAUCGGCAGCUACAGGUGCUGCUGAAGGAAACGAAAAGAUGACGCCAGAAACAUCUGUAUCAGCGGAUAAAAUUUCAGCAUCAUUGGCUACAAUUGCGGAUAAACAUGUAACAUCACCGCCCUCUACUUCUGAGAUUAGUAAAGCAACAGGUUCACAUAUACUAGCUGAAGAUAAAAUGCCUUCGCCAAGCUCACCCAGUCGUAUUGAAGGAUCAGAAACGGUUUCUCCUACUGCGGUGGAUGACAAUACCAGGUUAUCAGAUGCAGGAGGAUCUUCACCUUCUGCUUCCCCUGAUAAAGAGGACGUAUUAGUAAAUAAGACUGAAAUAUUGCCUUCGCCUUCAUCAACGGGAUCUUUAGAUGAGAAAAAUUCAAAACCAAGUAUUUCUGGUAGUAAACUUGAAAUUUCACCACCUCUUACUCUAGCUGUAAAUCAACCGCAUUCAUCCUUGGCUACAAUAAUUUCUGAAUAUGGUGAAGACAUCUCAUCUAAUAAUUCUUAUAUGACAGAUGACGAAUCUAUGGUGGUUGAUGAAGAAACUAAUGCAUCAAAGACACCUUUACCAAUUCAGAAUGAAGAUAAACCGGAAGGAUCAAUCGAUAAGGAUGUUAGUAAAGAAAUGUCGCAUGAUUCUGGAACGGAUUGUCAAAUAGAAGAUCAAUCGCAAUCGGGAGUAAAUAUUGUUGAAGGAAAAGAAAAUCCUGAAGUAUCUCCCGUACCUCCGAUAGCCGGAAAUGAUCCUGAAGAACUAGCUACUUCUACUAGUAAUAGGGAUGAAAGAAAUUCAUCUGAACCGUCUCAUUCUCCGAUUGUAGCCAGACCUAAAACACCAGAUGCUGAAAGUAAGGAAUCUUCUGUGAAUACUGUGCACACAGCGGCAUCCGAAAUAAAUGCAUCUAAAACCGAAUCUAUACGGUCUCCCAAGCCACAAACUUCAUCAUCUGAUCAUGAACCUCAUGCUGUUUCUGUUGAUGAUCAAACAAUAUCAGAAUGCGCCAACAGUCCAGCUUCUAUUGUGCCAUCGACAGCGGAACAAUCGGUUAUUUCUAGUAGUACUAGUAUCCAAUUUCCGCCUUCAGCUGCAGUAAAGCAGCCAAGCGCAGACAAACCGUCAGCUUCACCUGGUCCAGCAUUAUCAUCACCACAGCAAGGCACCAUAGAAACUCGACAUCCAACUGAAGAUCAAACAAAUCCUAUUAUAAAGUCAUCUCCGCCUAAUUUAGAUGGUGCGAAAGAUAAUGUCGAUAAUGACAAUUUGAAGAAAAUAGAUACAGAAGAUGUGGAAUGCAAAAUAGAGCAAAAUCCCUCGAAUUCUGAUGAUCUCAAAGAAUCCAAAGAGGACGUGGCUAGCCCAAGUGAAAACUCUGCUUCUAUUGGCAGUAGAAACGUACAACAGUCAAUCGCUGAUGAGGAAAUGGACGUCAGUGUUAAACAAAGUGAAGGUGCAGAACAUGCUAGCCGCACUUCAGACGAUGAAUUCAUGGAUGUAGAUUCAUCCUAA
Molecule: messenger RNA, 4335 nt
Organism: Trichoplax adhaerens
Lineage: Eukaryota; Metazoa; Placozoa; Uniplacotomia; Trichoplacea; Trichoplacidae
Exons: 17
Coding region: 1-4335 (1444 amino acids)
Biological process (GO): RNA polymerase II preinitiation complex assembly; transcription initiation at RNA polymerase II promoter
Cellular component (GO): transcription factor TFIID complex; SLIK (SAGA-like) complex; SAGA complex
Molecular function (GO): RNA polymerase II general transcription initiation factor activity; protein heterodimerization activity; transcription coactivator activity
Source: RefSeq, a predicted model, not a curated record